GUUUGUCAAGAAAAAUUAUCAAUCAUGCACUGUCCAUCGGAUCGGGUCUCUUUCCGUGAUACUGAUAGAUCACUCUCCCAUAUUCAAGAGAAAGAUAAUGAGAUGAAUCAAACAGUCCUGAAGAAGAUUGAUUGAUGUUUCAAGCCACCAUAUAAUUUGUUAUUUUGUCAGCCUGCUUCUCUGCUUUGUGGAUAACAAAAAGAAAAGAAGAGAGACGCAUGAGCUUCCUUACCUGACACACUUGUUCAAGAGGGAAGAGAGGGAGAGACGGCGGCUGUUGUCCUUCACGAGCUGAUCUGAUUCACAUUCCUCUAAUCGAUCUCUCCAACUCCAUCCAUUUUAUUGAGGAAUUGUUGUUUUACGAUGAUUUAGAUCGAGAAUUGGGGAUCAAGAUCGGAUCUUUUUUAUCCCUUCUCGGUGGCGGAUGGGGUGCACUUAUUCUACAGUGGAGGUGGACGAGGUGUUGGGGCGGUGCAAGGAGCGGCGGAGGUUGAUGAAGCAGCUGAUGAAAUGCCGGGCCGAUCUCGCCGCGGCUCUCAUCUCGUACCUGCAGUCCUUGAGGAACACUGGCGCUACUCUUCGGCAGCUUACCGAAGUGGGGUCGGUGAUCUCCGGCGGCUCUACUCCUGUUGGUCCUUCAUUGCAGCCUUCCCCGCAACCGCCGGCGUCACUGCCGCCUUCGCCGCCGCCUCCGAAUUUUUUACGUGUUGCCCCGAAGGAAUCCACGAAGACGAAGUUCUAUGUCGAGGAUUCGAGCGAUAUGGACGACGAUGAUGACGAGCUUCUGCCGCCGCCUCCGCCUCCCUUUCCUAUUUCGGGCUGGGACUUCGGUGAACACAUGGGUUCUACACCUUCCUCGGAUUCGUCAUCUCCAAUGCGGAGUGGUGGAGCUGGUGCGGCUGCCCCAGAAGAUGAUUGGGCGGAACCCAAGUCGGAGUUUGGGGGUGAGGAGGUCGUUGAGGAAGUCGAAGAGGAUGACUUUAUCCAAAGAAAGGAGGCUUUGAUGAAUAGGGCGAGGGAGACAGACCCAUCUAAGGAAUUGGUCGACGACAAUAUGUCGACAGUGAGCAAAUUUACCAAGGUCACAGAACCAACAGCAACCGUGUCAAGGAGCAAAGAAACAUGGGCAGGAAUUGCUAAAGAGCUUGAUGAGUAUUUCCUGAAAGCUGCAGCUGGUGGGAAGGAUGUCACAGUCCUUCUCGAGUCCAAUCAGAGCUACCUUCAACCUGGGGACUCUGGAGCAAAGAAAGGGAAGAGUUUCAAGUCUGCCAAAGUUGUACAUGUUCUGUCUUGGAGCUGGUCUUUUAGAUCUUCACAUUCUAACAGAGAUUCUCAAGAUGUAAAUAAUUCUUCUAUGUCUGCCACCCAUUGCACAACGCUGGAAAAAAUCCUUUCUGAGGAGCAGAAGCUCUACAAUCAAGUGAAGGAUGAGGAAAAUAUUAAAUCUCAGCAUAAGAAGAUACUCCUGGUCUUGGAUAAGUUGCAAGGUGGAGAUUAUGACUGGUCAAAAACUGAGAGAACUUUAUCUGAUGUUGAGGAACUACAGUGUCGAAUAAUUUCUUUAAAGGAAUCAAUAAAUGAAACCUGUUUGUCUAUAUCAAAACUCAGGGAUGAAGAACUAUUUCCUCAAUUGGUUGCAUUCUGUGAUGGGCUUGUAAAGAUGUGGAGAACAAUGCACGAAUGCCACCAAGAGCAAGAUCGUGUUUCUCAGCAUGCGAAUCAUCUUGACAAUAGUCUGGGAAACGAUCCCACAACUGAUUCUCGUCAUCAUGCUAUCUCUCAGCUUGAAGCAGAGGUGACUUCCUGGUAUACUACAUUCUCCAACCUAUUCCGCUGUCAGCGCGAGUAUAUACGCAUCCUGAACCAGUGGGUUAAAAUGACUGACUGCCUUCCAGAAACCAAUAACUUGACGGGUUCAACAUCAAAUAUCCAUGAUUUUUGUGAUAAAGUGCAGGGAGUUCUUGAUAGGCUACCAGAUAAGGCAGCAGCUGAGGCAAUUAACAGCUUUUUAUUGGUCCUCCGGUCUAUAAUUCGACAACAUACAGAAGAGCAUAACCUGCAGAAGAGAUCUGACCGACUCAAAAGCAGGUUGGACAAAGAGAUGGUCUCGUUUCAGACAUUGGAGAAGGAUAACCAGCAUGCAAAACUAGAAGCUCUAAAGAAGAAAGCAGAGGAAGAAAAGGUUAAGUAUCUACAUUCCAUUCGCACAAGCAGAACCAUGAUGCUGGACCAUCUGCAGACAGGCCUCCCAAAUGUAUUCCAGACUCUAAUGGGGUUUUCGAGCACAUGCGUGCAAGCUUUAAACAAUAUUACCAGUCCAAUGGGAGUCAUAGCUAGUUUCCCUUAAAGUUCUUCACCAGUACACUAAUCAACAUAUUGCAAAAAAAAAUACUGUAAGAAGGAAUGCAAGCCUUCAUGAGAUUAUUAUUCUGGAUGAUUCAUUAUAGCUUUAUAAAGUUAUUUGUAGAGUGCACUUUGAGUAAACCUCAACUUCCUAGUCUCCAGAUAAUGUUGUAAACAUUAAAUGCCAACACAGCAUUACAGAACUAAUACACAUGUCUUCCCAUAUCAA
Zingiber officinale is the source of this 2572-nucleotide messenger RNA. RefSeq names its product protein ALTERED PHOSPHATE STARVATION RESPONSE 1-like. Lineage: Eukaryota; Viridiplantae; Streptophyta; Magnoliopsida; Zingiberales; Zingiberaceae. The transcript is spliced from 6 exons. Bases 425 to 2347 code for a protein of 640 amino acids. The record is from RefSeq and is a predicted model, not a curated record.